CGUGAGAGUUCCAGUCAGCUUCCUGUUUAGUGGCGACUGGAAAGCAAGAAAUCCACAAUGGGGUUGCUUGAUUUUGAUUUUCUUGACGAUGUACGGCGGAUGAACCCAAGACAGCUGUACUAUCAAGUUCUGAACUUUGGAAUGAUUGUAUCCUCUGCUCUGAUGAUAUGGAAAGGAUUAAUGGUGGUUACUGGUAGCGAGAGUCCCAUUGUGGUUGUUCUCAGCGGCAGUAUGGAGCCAGCAUUUUUCCGUGGUGACCUACUUUUCCUGACAAACUACAGAGAGGAGCCAAUCAGAGUGGGAGAAAUUGUUGUCUUCAAAAUAGAGGGACGGGAUAUUCCAAUUGUCCACAGAGUGCUCAAAGUCCAUGAAAAAGAAGAUGGAAAAGUUAAAUUCCUAACUAAGGGAGAUAAUAAUUCAGUGGAUGACCGAGGGUUGUAUGCCCCUGGACAGCUUUGGUUGGAGAAAAAAGAUGUAGUCGGUCGAGCCAGAGGAUUUGUUCCUUACGUUGGUAUAGUGACUAUACUGAUGAAUGACUAUCCAAAGUUUAAAUAUGCCAUUCUAGCCUGCCUGGGACUGUUUGUGUUGAUUCAUCGAGAAUAACAAAGACCAGAAAAAUAGAGAGAAAAAAAAUUUACAGUGCUGAGUAAAAGUGAGAGAACAUUGAAAAGCCUACACAACGGUGCAUGAUCUGUAUUUAUGGUGUAAGGGUUGACUCUUUUUGUUCAUGUCAGUUGUGUUUAUUGCCUGUUACUGUGAAAUGUGUUAGAAAUAAUUCGGCAAAUGUGUGGAAGCUGUGUGACUAGCAGUGUUUUUGGAUGAACUGUAUGAGAGAGUUUGAAUGUCAUUAUAGUCUUAAAGAUGAUUUUUUUUUUUUUUUUGUAAACUGGUUAGCCAUGUCACGUUGUAGAAGUAUUUUGUAAGAUAAUGUGACUGAUUGAUUUUUUUUUCUUUUUUCUUCUAUUGAGUGAUUAUGAAUUAUGGAUUUGAUUGUUAUUAAGAGUUUGCAUGGUAAGGUUAUUGUCUUUAAAGAAUUGUAAUAUUUGAA
Saccostrea cuccullata (small rock oyster) is the source of this 1048-nucleotide messenger RNA. Its product is annotated as signal peptidase complex catalytic subunit SEC11A. The transcript has 6 exons. The record is from RefSeq and is a predicted model, not a curated record. Gene Ontology annotation, cellular component: membrane; signal peptidase complex. Gene Ontology annotation, molecular function: serine-type endopeptidase activity. NCBI's taxonomy places the organism in Eukaryota, Metazoa, Mollusca, Bivalvia, Ostreida, Ostreidae. The coding region runs from base 58 to 603 and encodes 181 amino acids.